Molecule: messenger RNA, 3418 nt
Organism: Mirounga angustirostris (Northern elephant seal)
Lineage: Eukaryota; Metazoa; Chordata; Mammalia; Carnivora; Phocidae
Gene: LRFN5
Product: leucine rich repeat and fibronectin type III domain containing 5
Exons: 5
Coding region: 1220-3418 (732 amino acids)
Biological process (GO): regulation of presynapse assembly; synaptic membrane adhesion
Cellular component (GO): glutamatergic synapse; postsynaptic density membrane; cell surface
Molecular function (GO): protein binding
Source: RefSeq, a predicted model, not a curated record
CUGUGUGUGUGUGUGUGUGCGCGCGCGCGCGCCUCUCUGAUGCAUUUGACUGUCUUUUAUCCAACUGCCCAGAAGCAAAUGUUGUUAACUCGUCGGUGCCCCCUCGAUGCCCAGGUUCUCAAAGAGCAGGGAGGACGCCCAGACCCCUUUUCCCGGCUGGAUUCGGAACCGCUGCCUUGCUGUGGACCCAUGUGUGUGGAUCGCUUUACGCAGAGACUUGGAAAGCGCCAGUAUUAACUUGCUUCCAGGUACAUCACAAGGUCACCAGAGGGUCUUGUAGCUGUCUUGUUUCCGCGCAUCUAGACCUUCCUGUCUUGGCUAGAAGGAUAUUUAUGUUUCGGUCCACAUCAUCUGGAGCCAAAAGUUCAGCCCUUCGAGCUGGUUUCUGUACAAACAAGGUAACAAGGAUUGCUUUUCAAACUGCUUAACAAAAUCCCCGACUCUUCCUCAGCCCUUUCCCGGCUCUCUCCUCCCCACCAAAAUGUCACCAGCUCUUGAAUUACGUGGAUUUGGGUUGGAGGAGAACUUGAAGGAAACGUGAUAAAAGGCGAUGUCAAACCACUCUCUUUUCUGCCUGUGGUCCGGUGGGCAUCAAAGCCGAUCGUGAGAAGGACCAGUCCCCUCCUUGUUUCUCCCUCCCCGUGCUGUGCUGGAUGUGCGUGUGCAAGAGUGAAUGCGAGUGCGCGCGCGCCUGUGUGCGAGUGUAUGAGUGUGUGUGUGUUUGAGUGUGUCUGUGUGUGCGUGCGCGGCCGCCCUGCCUCUGCCCGCUCCCCGGGCGCAGAAACGCGGGUUUCAUGGGGCGAUCACCGCGGAUCCCCCACCCAGCGCGACCUGCAGGCAGCGGCGGCAGUGGCAGGAGCCGCCCUUCGGACUCCCUAGGAUGCGGGUGCUGAGCUAUGGCAAAGGGCAGCAAAGUGACGAGCGAGACCCGCGUACGACUGUGAAAGCCACCUGGAGCCACCUUGCCGGGAUUGUACCUGCGGGCAGAAAGUCCUCCUACGACCGUCUUUUCCCCUAGAGGCACCAGAGUCCCUGUAACCAUUCAGCCAGGUGUUGGGAAGAUAUGUAGUAGCUGAGCACCCUUCUGACACUAUCCUCAGAAUCAGCUUUGGAGAUGCUUUCACCCUGUCCGUCUUCUUCAGCAGCCAGGCAGAGUGCUGACUCCUUCACAGCAGUGAGGAACUCUUCUGGCUCCAGAAGCUCUUAAAUCUGAUCUACAAUGGAAAAAUUUCUUUUUUAUCUGUUUUUCAUUGGCAUAGCAGUGAGAGCUCAGAUCUGUCCAAAGCGUUGUGUCUGUCAGAUUUUGUCUCCUAAUCUCGCAACCCUUUGUGCCAAGAAAGGGCUUUUAUUCGUUCCACCAAACAUUGACAGAAGAACUGUGGAACUGCGGUUGGCAGACAAUUUUGUUACAAAUAUUAAAAGGAAAGAUUUUGCCAAUAUGACCAGCUUGGUGGACCUGACUCUAUCCAGGAAUACAAUAAGUUUUAUUACACCUCAUGCUUUUGCUGACUUACGAAAUUUGAGGGCAUUGCAUUUGAAUAGCAACAGAUUGACUAAAAUUACAAAUGAUAUGUUCAGUGGGCUUUCCAAUCUCCAUCAUUUGAUACUGAACAACAAUCAGCUGACUUUAAUUUCUUCUACAGCAUUUGAUGAUGUCUUUGCCCUUGAGGAGCUGGACCUGUCCUACAAUAAUUUAGAAACAAUUCCUUGGGAUGCUGUUGAGAAGAUGGUUAGCUUGCACACCCUUAGUUUGGAUCACAAUAUGAUUGAUAACAUUCCUAAGGGGACUUUCUCCCACUUGCACAAGAUGACUCGGCUAGAUGUAACAUCAAACAAAUUGCAGAAGCUACCACCUGACCCUCUCUUUCAGCGAGCUCAGGUAUUAGCAACCUCAGGAAUAAUCAGCCCAUCAACUUUUGCAUUAAGUUUUGGUGGAAACCCUUUGCAUUGCAAUUGUGAAUUGUUGUGGUUGAGGCGUCUGUCCAGAGAAGAUGACCUAGAGACUUGUGCUUCUCCAGCACUUUUAACUGGCCGCUAUUUUUGGUCAAUUCCUGAGGAAGAGUUUUUAUGUGAGCCUCCUCUCAUUACUCGUCAUACACAUGAGAUGAGAGUCCUGGAAGGUCAGAGGGCAACCCUGAGGUGCAAAGCCAGGGGGGACCCUGAACCUGCAAUUCACUGGAUUUCUCCUGAAGGGAAGCUGAUUUCAAAUGCAACAAGAUCUCUGGUGUAUGAUAAUGGAACACUUGAUAUUCUUAUAACAACUGUAAAGGACACAGGUGCUUUUACCUGCAUCGCUUCCAAUCCUGCUGGGGAAGCAACACAAACUGUGGAUCUUCAUAUAAUUAAGCUCCCUCACUUACUAAACAGUACAAACCAUAUCCAUGAGCCUGAUCCUGGUUCUUCAGAUAUUUCAACUUCUACUAAGUCAGGUUCUAAUGCAAGCAGUAGUAAUGGUGAUACUAAAAUGAGUCAAGAUAAAAUUGUAGUAGCAGAAGCGACAUCAUCUACUGCGCUACUUAAAUUUAAUUUUCAAAGGAAUAUUCCUGGAAUACGUAUGUUCCAAAUCCAGUACAAUGGUACUUAUGAUGACACCCUUGUUUACAGAAUGAUACCUCCUACGAGCAAAACUUUUCUUGUCAAUAACCUGGCUGCUGGAACUAUGUAUGACUUGUGUGUCUUGGCAAUAUAUGACGACGGCAUCACUUCCCUCACCGCCACAAGAGUUGUGGGUUGCAUCCAGUUUACGACGGAACAGGAUUAUGUGCGAUGCCAUUUCAUGCAGUCCCAGUUUUUGGGAGGCACCAUGAUUAUUAUUAUUGGUGGAAUAAUUGUAGCGUCUGUGCUGGUUUUUAUCAUCAUCCUCAUGAUCCGGUAUAAGGUUUGUAACAAUAACGAGCAACACAAGGUCACCAAGGUCAGCAAUGUCUACUCUCAAACUAAUGGGGCUCAGAUACAAGGCUGCAGUGUCACACUGCCCCAGUCCGUGUCCAAACAAGCUGUGGGACAUGAAGAGAAUGCCCAGUGUUGUAAAGUUGCCAAUGACAACGUGAUACAGUCUUCAGAAACUUGUUCAAGUCAGGACUCCUCUACCACUACCUCUGCUUUGCCUCCUACCUGGACUCCAAGCACUUCUGUGUCCCAAAAGCAGAAAAGAAAGACUGGCACAAAGCCAAGUGCCGAACCACAGAAUGAAGCUGUCACAAAUGUUGAAUCCCAAAACACUAACAGGAACAACUCAACUGCAUUGCAGUUAGCUAGUCGACCUCCUGAUUCUAUCACAGAGGGGCCCACAUCUAAAAGAGCACAUUCAAAGCCAAAUGCUUUGCUGACUAAUGUUGACCAGAUUGUCCAGGAAACACAGGUGAGAUUUUGUUACCUGUCUCAUAGUUCAGCAUUAAGUGGGCAUACUCUUUUAUAA